AUGGAAGCCUCACAAUCCACCCCCACCGCUAAUCCAAACCCUACCGCUAACAACACCAACUCAAUACUAUCAUCAACACCAGUGUGGCCAACAAUCGAUGGGCCACUAGGUCUAACAGAAGACGAAUCGUUAACCUACGCACGCAGAUUUUACAAAUUCGGAUUCGCACUCUUGCCUUGGCUUUGGGCUGUCACUUGCUUCUACUUCUGGCCUGUUCUCUUCAAUCCUCGCUCUUUCCCUCGCAUUCGUCCUUAUGUUGUUAGAUCAGCAGUUGGGUUCACGGUAUUCACAACUCUUCUUCUUUCAUGGGCCUUAACAUUUUCCAUUGGAGGGGAGCAACUCUUUGGCCCUGUCUGGGAUAAACUAGUAAUGUACAAUGUUGCUGAUAAAUUAGGCUUGACAGCAUUGUUGUCUGGUUUUGAACACAUUCUGCCAAGUAGCACUCCUUUCAAAGUUGGGAUUCACAAGUUCAGUCCCCCAUUUGGUAUGUAUUCUUCUUAUCAGUUUGGGGAAGAGGAGUUAGUCGCCUAA
Messenger RNA from Dovyalis caffra, 531 nucleotides. The record is from the annotation of a GenBank genome assembly. NCBI's taxonomy places the organism in Eukaryota, Viridiplantae, Streptophyta, Magnoliopsida, Malpighiales, Salicaceae.